This is a messenger RNA of Amborella trichopoda, 1719 nucleotides long. Its product is annotated as myb family transcription factor EFM. NCBI's taxonomy places the organism in Eukaryota, Viridiplantae, Streptophyta, Magnoliopsida, Amborellales, Amborellaceae. The record is from RefSeq and is a predicted model, not a curated record. Gene Ontology annotation, biological process: regulation of DNA-templated transcription. Gene Ontology annotation, molecular function: DNA binding; DNA-binding transcription factor activity.
AACCGUCCGUAAAUCCACUAAUAAAAAGGAUCUUUCUAUUUUAUUGCAACCCUUCAUAUUUUCGUGUAUAUAUUCCCUGGGUUUUUUUUUCUUACAGAUCCUUUACACCAUCAUCUGAAACCCCACAACCACGAUUGGUAUCUCUUUUAUUCUGGUUUUUUUAAGAACCCAAAACCACUAUUGGGUCUAUUAAUUGGGGUUUCUUGGGGCAUUAGAUCUGUGGAGAUUGGGAAAUGGGGUCUCCUUCUGAGCUUAGUUUGGAUUAUAAACCGCCCUGUAAGGGUGAAGAGCGGUUUUCGAAGCCAUCUGGGGCGAAUGAGCGGUUUUUCAAGGCUGUUCUUGAGGUGGGGGGAAAUGGGGUGGACAGGGUUGUGAGGAUUGAGGAGCUUGUUGCUUGUUUGGAAGAGGAGAGGAGGAAGAUUGAUGUCUUUAAAAGAGAGCUACCUCUCUGCAUGCUUCUAUUGAAUGAUGCAAUCGAUGAUUUGAAGGAACAGGCAAGGCAAUGCAGAUUGAGAGGCCCUGUGCUUGAAGAAUUUAUACCGAUCAAAAAGGCACAGGAAGAGAGAGAAAAUGAAGCGAAAGCCGAGAGAGAUUGCAAGGACAAGAUGAACUGGAUGAGCUCUGCACAACUGUGGAGUGAUAACUCUGAUAACUCGGAGGAGAAGAAAGAGAAACUCGAUGAGUAUGAAGCUCCAUCAGAGGAGUUGCAGAAAACAGAUUUUGGGGAGAAGGCGUAUACCAUAGGCAGGUAUAGGAAUAGUGGUGGAGCUUUUGUUCCUCUUAAUGGAAAUGGGAAUGGCAAUGGCCUAGUCAGGAAAGAAGAAAAUGAUAUUGUCGAUCUUUCGCUCUCUAAUGGUGGUAUUAAGGAAUUGGGGCAUGUGUCUCCAAAAGGGAGUUGCAGAGGGAAUGCGGGUUCUUCUCAGUCUGCCCUUCAGAGGAAGGCUAGGAGGUGCUGGUCUCCUGAAUUGCACCGCCGCUUUGUCAAUGCUCUGCAACAACUCGGUGGAUCUCAGGUGGCCACACCAAAGCAGAUCAGAGAGCUGAUGAAGGUUGAUGGCUUGACAAAUGAUGAAGUGAAAAGUCAUUUGCAGAAGUAUCGAUUGCAUACUAGGCGCCCAAAUGUGUCAGUUUCUUCAGCAAAUUCUAACCAGCAAAACCCUCCAUUGGUUCUCUUGAGCAACCUUUGGGUUCCCCAUGAUAAAUUAUACAACCAAACUUCUUCUACUGCUUCUGGUUCUUCUUCACAAAGCUUCCAACUCGUGAAAAAAACCGCUUCCUCACAGUCUGGUUCUCCUCAAGGUCCAUUUCAAUAUCCAGGAAAAGCCCGAACAUCUGUUAAUGGUGGAGAUAGCGGGGGAGAAGAAGAUGGUUUAUCUGAUGAAGAAACCAAUUAACUCAAAACAAAAAAUUAUCGAAUAAUGACAUAAAGAAACAGAGGAGUUGAUGACCCAUAGAGGGUUAUCAACAUGUCCCCAGGGGUGCUUGGGCUCAGUCAUCAGUUGAAAGAGCUUGGGCAGAGAGAUUUUGCAUACUUAUAGUUCUCUCUCUUAUUUUGUUGUUUUUUUACUCUUUUUUAUGUAUAAGGAGGUUUUAUGUAAACAUCCACCGAGUGUAUCUGAGGAGCAUGGGUUUUGACUGUCCAUAGAACCUUUCCUGGUCUUCUUUCUGUGUAAAAGAUGAUAUGAGUAGAUAAUGAAAAGAAUAAUGACAUUCGGGAUA